UGGGAGGGGUGGGGGGAGCUGGCGGGAAUCCGGGGCCUGGAGCCCUGAGCCAGCCGCACCCAGUGACUCUCUGCUGGCCCCAGCCAGGAAGGUUUGGGGAGGCCAAGCGAGGGCCCGGGGCUCCCACCCUUCCCGCCGGGUCCUGAGCUGGAAACAAGGCUGCAUUGCUGGGCCUGAGACACCAGACCCUCAGCCUGGGCAGCCGGCCCAGUGAGCCUGAUUGUCCCGUCCGGUUCCAGCCGGCUGUGCCACUGCCCAGACCCUGUGCCCAUCAAAGGCUGUCCUUCUGGGUCCUCUCCCCGCCCACCCCUGUUGCUGGCACUCCGGGGUGGUCUUGCCACAUAGUUCUCUGCUGUGGGAAUUCCCAUUUUGCGCAAAGUGGGGGUGGCCCUUGGCCGGAGUAAGGAGUGAUUCUUGGCCAGGGUGGCACACAGAGUGGCAUAGGGAUUCAAGGCACAGCAACCAGACGUGUCGUGGGCGCAGGGGCAGAGCUGGGGCUUCGGCCAGUUGAGCACCUGUCCACCCCAGUGUGCCCACUGGCCGGCCUGCAGCCCCUCUCCCCCUCCCCCCAGCGGGAUGAGGCCUCCUGUGUAGAGGCCCCUCCUCCCAGUCCAGGCUUCUGGGCCCCUGGGCGAGGGCCCUGCGCUGGGUGGGAUCAGUGGCGGGGCCCCGGGCCCCUGAGCAGGGCCCCCUGUCUCCGUGGGACUGUGGGCCCCCUGCUCUGCUCUCUGCCUGCACCCUUACCAGUCUCCUUGGAACCGUGUGAAGUAGGUCUGGCUUCCCUCUGCUUGGCCCUCAACUCUCAGCUCUCAGCACCUCCAGGGCAGGCAGACCCCGCCUGGGCCAGCACAGCGUGCUGGGGCUUGACUGGCACGGUGCCCUGCCAUGAGCCCAGGACUGAGUGGGCACCGCAGGCAGGUUGGUCCUCCCCUACAGGGACCCAGCCGAAAGCCCACGUGGUUCCUGUAGCUGGUAGUGCCUCCUCCUUCAGGAUCAGGCCAGGGGAGAGCCGGCUCUCCAGAAGCACGACCCUCCAAACAAGCGUGCCCAAGAGGACCCCAGGCCAAGCCCGGAGAGGGCAGGGCGUUCUCUGGGUCCUGCUGGAGUGCCCAGCGGCCCAGCGUAGCUGGCAGGCUCUUAGAGGUGGGGGGGGGGGUCCGGUCAGGAGGGAUGACUCUAGGGCAGAGCAGACAGGAAGGGGAAAGGGGGCAGCGAGCAGGGUUCCUGGGCUGCGGCCGGGGCGCCGAGAGGGGCGGCGCGGGUGACUCAGCAACCGAGACUCACCUGCGCUCUGGGCGGGCUGGAGGUGGGCGGGCCGUCCCGCCGUGGGCGUGGCCUCCGCUGACCGCUCCCCGCCCCGGGUGCCAACCCCACGGUUCCCCGACCUCGCUCAGCCUCCCGGCUCCCCGCCGCCGCGCCGUGCACGCCAGGCCCGCCUGCGCACCCAUGGCCGGGAAGGCGCUGUCGCUGCUGCCGCCGCUGCUGCUGGCCGCCGCCGGCCUCGCCGGCCUCCUGCUGCUGUGCGUCCCCACCCGCGACAUCCGGGAGCCGCCCGCCCUCAAGUAUGGCAUCGUCCUGGACGCAGGCUCUUCCCACACGGCCAUGUUCAUCUACAAGUGGCCAGCGGACAAAGAGAACGACACAGGGAUCGUGGGCCAGCACAGCUCCUGCGCCGUGCGAGGUGGGGGCAUCUCUAGCUAUGCUGACAACCCCUCUGGAGCCGGGCAGAGCCUUGUGGAAUGCCUGAACCAGGCACUUCGGGAUGUGCCUGAGGAGAGACACGCGAGCACGCCACUCUACCUGGGAGCCACAGCGGGCAUGCGCCUGCUCAACCUGACCAGUCCAGAGGCUUCAGCCAGCGUGCUCGCUGCUGUGACACAGACGCUGACCCAGUACCCUUUUGACUUCCGCGGUGCCCGCAUCCUCUCAGGCCAGGAUGAGGGCGUGUUUGGCUGGGUGACCGCCAACUACUUGCUGGAAAACUUCAUCAAGUACGGCUGGGUGGGCCGGUGGUUCCGGCCAAGGAAGGGGACGCUGGGGGCCAUGGACCUGGGGGGCGCCUCCACACAGAUCACCUUCGAGACGGCCAGCCCCGCAGAGGAUCCGGCCAAUGAGGUUCAGCUCCGGCUCUACGGCCAGCGGUACCGAGUGUAUACUCACAGCUUCCUCUGCUACGGCCGGGACCAGGUCCUGCGAAGGCUGCUAGCCAGUGCGCUCCAGACCCACGGCUCCCACCCCUGCUGGCCGCAGGGCUAUUCCACUCACGUGAUGCUCCGGGAAGUCUUCGAGUCACCCUGCACCGCCGCCCAGCGGCCCCGGGCCUUCAACGGGAGCACCAGGGUCAGCCUGGCGGGCAGCAGCGACCCCACCCUCUGCCGCGGCCUCGUCUCCCAGCUCUUUAACGCCUCCUUCUGCCGCUUCUCCAGAUGCUCCUUCAGUGGCGUCUUCCAGCCCCCUGUGGCCGGGAAGUUUAUCGCCUUCUCUGCUUUCUUCUACAUGAUGGACUUCCUGAGAACGGUGAUGGGGCUGCCUGUAGCAACUCUGCAGCAGCUAGAGGUGGCUGUGGUCACCGUCUGCAACCAGACAUGGAGUGAGCUGCAGGCUCGGGCGCCGGACCACCGGGCCCGCCUGCCCGACUACUGUGCGGGGGCGAUGUUCGUGCAGCAGCUGCUGAGCCGCGGAUACGGCUUCGACGAGCGCUCUUUCGGAGGCGUGACCUUCCAGAAGAAGGCCGGGGACACUGCGGUCGGCUGGGCACUUGGCUACAUGCUGAACCUGACCAACCUGAUCCCCGCUGACCCUCCUGGGCUGCGCAAAGGCACGGACUUCAGCUCCUGGGUCGUCCUCCUCCUGCUCUUCGCCGCCAUGCUCCUGGCCGCGUUUGCCCUCCUGCUGUACCAGGCGCGCGCCACCAAGUCGGCGCGCACCAUCUAGGGGUCCCCAGUGCCAAGCCUCCCCAUCUCUAUAUCCCCGCAUCCCUCCCCGACCCCGCCACCAACAUCUCUGUCCCUAAUGCAGCGCAGGAUCAAGACUCAGUGCCCACGCCGACGUCUGGCUGGGACGGGCAAAGGGAAGGGAACCCAGCCCCACCCCCCAACUCCAGCCUUGGUCUCACCUCCAGGCCUCCUGCUCCCCCUCUUACUGAGGGUGGGGGUCCUCAGCCUGUGAAAGCAGAGUUGGGUCUCCGGGAGUGGAGUUCUGAGGGCCCCCUCCCACCCCAGGAUUGGGUAUUGGGGGGGGUCAUGGUCACAGCCCAGGGCCUAUUGGCACACAUUUUUUAACAUUGAAUAAAAGGAUUUUCGUAGAGCA
Capra hircus (goat) is the source of this 3309-nucleotide messenger RNA. RefSeq names its product ectonucleoside triphosphate diphosphohydrolase 2 (gene ENTPD2). Gene Ontology annotation, biological process: nucleoside diphosphate catabolic process. NCBI's taxonomy places the organism in Eukaryota, Metazoa, Chordata, Mammalia, Artiodactyla, Bovidae. Gene Ontology annotation, cellular component: plasma membrane. The record is from RefSeq and is a predicted model, not a curated record. The transcript has 9 exons. The coding region runs from base 1171 to 2934 and encodes 587 amino acids. Gene Ontology annotation, molecular function: UDP phosphatase activity; GDP phosphatase activity.